ACAAGAAUUUCUCAUCGCCAUAGACACAUUGUUUCAUUGAGCACAAAUGUGGAGUUCCGGAAUCACAGUGAUUGCCGGGUCGCGAUAGUGAUCGGAACCGAGGCUGUACGUGGAGGCUAAUACAUCAAGGAUUUAAAUUCCCAAAUUAGAUCCUCUCAUUCGUCUUCUCAGUUUCUUGUUCUAUAUAAACACAACCUGCCAGCUCCCAACUUCACUCAUACAAUCAACAAAUACCAAAGUCGAAACCUUUCGCCGAGAACACGAAGAUCUCGGAGAUGUCAAUGAAUCCUAAGGCAGCAGAUGAGCUCGAAUCGAAGAGCAGCGCGGCUUCAGAACCCGAAAUACAGACAACGGGAGAGGUUAAGAGUGUGAAAGUUGAAGAGAAGGAAACGGUUGCUGAUAAAGAUGAGGAGCAGGUUGGUAUGGAGAUAGACCCUAAUACCGGAACCUCUUUCCCGGUUAAGUUGGAGGACGGGAAGCAGCUGAACUGCGUCGGGUUGAGGAAGAAGUCCAUGCUUGGAUUUGACAUCAAGAUAUAUAGCUUCGGGAUGUACGCGGAUAAUGAGAAGCUGAGAGAUCUGCUGAAGUCCUCUUUCAGCGAUUCCCCAGAGAAACCGACGAAGGAAAUGUAUCAGAAGGUGAUUGACAGCGAUGUGGGGAUCACAGUGAGGUUAGUGAUCAUGUUACCGAGCAUCCCGGCGGCUAUGAUGAGAAGCCCAGACAUGGAACUCGGAGCAGCCAUCAAGAAGUUAGGCGGCGGCAAGGAGGAGAAAAAGCUCACAAAGAGGAGCAUGGGAGAAGCAACGGACAAUAUGAAGCUUACUCAUGGCUCAGUGAUCGAGACUUCCCGGCUUCCGGGAUAUACCCUCCAAACGAAAGUGAAGGGCGAGGUGGUGAGUAUGAUCAAGAGCGAGCUUCUGUGCAGGGCUUACAUAUACAUGUACCUCGGAGACGAAGUGCUCGACAAGGAUGCUAAAGACAAGUUCGGAACUUCCAUGCUUAAACUUCUCUAAGUGGACCGAAUCGGAGAGACUUUAGUUCCAGACUCGUGCUGGGAGGAAAUAAGGCAUUGUCCAUAGUAAUCGAGCAAUCUCGAUAUGACAAGAACGAUAAGUACGAAGAAAGAUCCUGUUUAGUAGAGUAGAAUGAAUCCCGAAUAUAAUGUAAUUCCGUAGAAUCGUAUCUUGUAUGGUAUUGCAGUCCAUUCCCUCGUGAUCCCAUCAAAAUAAAGGUAAACUAUAGCAAUUAUCCCUUCCA
Punica granatum (pomegranate) is the source of this 1257-nucleotide messenger RNA. The record is from RefSeq and is a predicted model, not a curated record. Lineage: Eukaryota; Viridiplantae; Streptophyta; Magnoliopsida; Myrtales; Lythraceae.